This is a messenger RNA of Cuscuta epithymum, 2581 nucleotides long. Lineage: Eukaryota; Viridiplantae; Streptophyta; Magnoliopsida; Solanales; Convolvulaceae. The record is from the annotation of a GenBank genome assembly.
CCCCCUUAUAAGCACCAGUCUUCAAAUUCCAAAACGUUCAUCUCCAACUUCUACUCGAGCAAGCUUGGAUCAAAGGAAGGCGAUGAAGCGAAGGUUCAGUUCACAUCCUUCUCACGCUCAGCGCUCUUCGAGCCCUGGCUUCAAUCGAGAGCAGGACUCCGACUAUCAAUACGGUAAAGGCAAGGAAAAAAGAGUGAGAUUUACAGAUGUUGAUAGCGAGUGUGCGCGAAAUAACAGAUCAGGGAAGAUGGUAUUCCCAAAACUUCAGAGUAUACGUACUUUAAAAAAGUGAAGGAGUCGUUGGGGAAGCAUGAUCAUCAGUUUCGGAAUAAAGAAAGUCAACAAGAACUGAAGGACAUUGGGAGUUGUUAUGCGAACGGCUUAGGAAAACUGAAAGAAAAAAUGAAGAGACCUAACACUGAUGAUUAUAUUGGUGAGGCUUUGAGAAAAUCCACUCUGAACUGCCAUGUUGGACACACCAAGAUGUCAGCUCAGCCGGAAAAAGUAAUUCUGAAUAACCGGUGCAUGUCUGUCUUGCCCGGAGAAAAGAGAUUAAUGCAGGAAUGUCCAGUAAGCUUAAAAUACCCUUGCUUUUCACAUCAUAAGACUGUCGAAGUCCUAGACAAAGAUUUGUACUUAUCACCCCCCCGAAGUGCUCUCUCAAAACAUUCAGGCAGCCAAUACUUGGAGAGUGAAAUUUUUUCUGUGAAGAGGCAGAAGUUAUGCCGGUGGGCAGAAAUGGCUUUAGCUGGAAGUCGAAAGACUCGAAACUCCAGUUCCAAGGAGUAUGACAUGUUGGCGGUGCUCCUUAGUCGUCUUUGCCCCAAUAGCAACGAGAGCAACGGUUCAACUGCCACAGACGAUACUGGUUGCUCACCUGUUCUUACAGGGCUGUAUCUCUCUGAGAUGAGGCAUGAUGAUCAUAGUCACAUAAGAGAGUCAACCACACCAGAGGGUGAAUCAUUCCAAUGUAGGGAACUUUCUAGACAGUGGGGUGGAACAAGAAGUGUAAUGCAUUGGUCUGCUCUUCCUUGUUGCAAUUCAGAGUUCAACAAAUUAGAGUAUGAACCAUUCCAAUGUAGGGAACUUUCCAUAUUGUCUGGUGGAACAAGAGGCAUACUGGAUUGGUCUUCAGAGUUAACCACAUCAGAGCAUGAAACGCUCCGAUCUACAGAACUUUCCAGAUGGUCUGAUGGAACAAGAGACAAAAUGGAUUGGUCAGCUUUUGCUUCAUAUGAUUCAGAGUUGACCACAUCAGCAUAUGAAUCAUUCCAAUGUAGGGAACUUUCCAGAUUUGGUUGUGCAGAAAGAGAUGCAAUGGGCUGGUCUUCUUUCGCUUCACAUAAUUCAGAGUUAACCACAGCAGAGUAUGAAUCAUACGGAAGUAGGGAACUUUCCAGGUGGCCUAGUGGAUUGAGUGAUAUUAUGGACUGGUCUGAUUUUGGUCCAUAUAGUUCUUCUACAAAAUGUAAAGCAAGAACUGUUCAGCACAGUGAAGCGGUGGAUAACAAUAAUGCUUCAUAUAGUGUAACACCCAAAAGCUGGUUGAGACCUAUUGAUUCACCUGUGCACUUAAAGCAUGAGAGGUAUAGAUAUAGUGAUUGGUGUCAUCAUGAAGAACAGGAUAGCUUCUGUUUACAGGAUGAAUCUUCAAGAAUUGUACCAGAAACCUUGUUGCUGGAUUGGGAUUUAGAUAAAGAGAAAGAUGAACCGGAACUAGGCAUAAUUACUGCCAGCAACUGUGUGAACAAACUACAUUCACAAAUUGCAACUCCAACCAAACACUCUCUACAUGUUCAUGCCUCACCUUUCCCUCCAACUGCCUUGCCAGGGGAAGAGCUAAAUUCUGCGCACUUUUAUUCGUUGUACCAUGAUGAUUGUGGCAAUGCAAUUUCCUAUUUUGUAAAUGAUCCUCAGAGUACUCCGUUCAAAGUUUUCAGUGAGAAGCGUCACUUAGAGUGCAGUUUCCUAUUUCCUAUGGUACUGAAUAUUUCAGAAGGGGACAUCUUAACUAGUUUCCCUUUGCCUGGUCAUUCUACUCUAUAUUCUGGUAGAAGUGCAUAUAGUACGCAAUCACAUAAAGCAUGGAAUUUAGGAAGUUCAAAUUCAAUCCAAAUCAAUUUUCAAGAAGCGCCUGACUCUCAUGAGGAGCACAUCUUUGACAGAAUGAUUGGCGGCCCUUUGUUGCUUCAGGACUCAAGUGGGGCUAGAUCAGAUGGGAAACCAUUUAUUGGACAUUAUGAUGAAUGGGAAAUGUAGCUGAGCAUACAGGUACACUGGCGUAUAUGUGGAGGACUUGAAUAUAUGCUAUGUUGCAUUUUAUUUCAUAAAGGUGUUUCUUACUCCAUAUCUAUACAUCAGUUGCAUAUGGUUUUGGCACAACUAUUAUAAAUGAAAAAGAGUUUAGUAACUCUAAUCUGGAAUAAUGUACUACUAAUAUGACGCCAGCUUACUUUGUUUGGUUUCAUGAUAAGUUUGUCUGAUUCUCCUUGGAGAGACCCCAGUAAGGCGCUUGAAUAUAUGCAUUAGUGCAUUUUCUUCAUACAUGGGCUUGUUUUUUUUUCGGAAUUUCAAAGAGAAG